AUGAACAUUUUUCAGCUCAUCUUCAUCACCCUUCUAGCGCCCGUCGCUGGCGCUAAAUGUCCGAGCGGCUGGGUGGACGGCGGCGACGAGUUUUACUGUAUCCAUGCUACAACCGUAUUCUUCCACGACUACGACUCGGCUCUGGACGAGUUCCCCGAAUUCUUCAUCCACAACGAAACUCAAUACCCCGACGUCACCGAGACGUGCAAGAAGCUCAAGUUCGAGCUCAAAGAAGACGCUGGGUGCAAGAAGCCGACGAUUCUGGGCACCGACUGCAAGCCGUCAAAAGAGCCAUAUUCAGUCGUCUGCCAGUUGCCGCCCGGAGUUGUGGAGAUAUCCGCAUCCUACUGGAAAGAGAUGGGGAUCCUGGUGACGCAGCCGAUCGUCUGGCUAUUUGGGCUGAUGAGCAUCGCAUUUCUCGUCGCCCACCUACAGUACCUGCGCCAUUCGAAUGGGUUGUAUCAGCCCUACUUGGCUGCGGUGAAAGUGCUCAGCCACAAGGUCGACCGGGCCGAGAUGCCCCCCGCCGACUUGGAGGAGGUCAUCGGACUGCUGGGCCUCGACCGAGUGGCGUGGAAGCAGGAGAAGACCGACAUGAUGAUCGAGGCCGACCCGGUGGCGGCGGUGCUGAAGCGCGAGAAGCUGUCCGCUCCAAAACUGCUCAUCUACGGCUCGCAGCCCAAACCCAAGCAGACGACGUCGACGAUGAAGACACCGACAACGACCGCUUCGAAAUCUCAGGAUCCGCCCGCCCCCGAGAAGAAGGAGAAGAGCAAGUCGAAGAGCAAGAGCAAGAGCAAGGGAAAGGAGCCGGAGAAGAAGGAGGAGGAUGAAAAAGCUCCCGAUGCGACCCAGAAGAGCAAGAGCGUCAGCAAGAGCAAGAGCAAAAGUCAGGGAAAGGAGCCGGAGAAGAAGGAGGAAGAGAAAAAGGAAGAGGAAAAGAAAGAUGACGAGAAGAAGGAGGAAGAGAAAAAGACGGAGGAGAAGAAAGAUGAGGAAAAGAAGGACGGAAGCGGAGGCAAGAAGGAGGACGAGAAAAAGCAGGAGGAGAAGAAGGAUGGCAGCGGCGGGAAGAAGAGUGGAAGUGGACCGAAGAAGGAGGAGGAGAAAAAGGAAACGACCGAAAAGAAGGAGGACGAGAAAAAGGACGACGCCAAGACUACG
Molecule: messenger RNA, 1164 nt
Organism: Mesorhabditis spiculigera
Lineage: Eukaryota; Metazoa; Nematoda; Chromadorea; Rhabditida; Rhabditidae
Source: the annotation of a GenBank genome assembly